Theobroma umbraticum is the source of this 1970-nucleotide messenger RNA. RefSeq names its product PATATIN-like protein 9 (gene PLP9). The record is from RefSeq and is a predicted model, not a curated record. NCBI's taxonomy places the organism in Eukaryota, Viridiplantae, Streptophyta, Magnoliopsida, Malvales, Malvaceae. Gene Ontology annotation, biological process: lipid metabolic process.
ACAGUCCAAACACGUAAGAUUCUCACUACCAAAUUAGAGAAAGUAAACUCUCCGUAAAACAUAAAAAAAAAUAAUUUAAAAAAUAAACGACAAAGGACAACUGAAGAAGCACUCCGUGUAUAUAAGAUAACCACCACCACCACCAUCACCAAUAGGCCAGACCAUCCGAUUCCUAUUCCUCUCCUCAUUCACUCCCGGUUUUAACCUCUUUGCUUCUCAUCUGAGAGCCCAGUAGCCCACGGAGAAAACUAUAACACCCCGCUCUCUCAACUUUCACUCGUCAGGCCACAGAGAUUUGAAGUCAGAGAGAUAGUGAGAGAGAGAGAGAGAAAGAAAGAAAGAAAGAGCGUGCAAGCAUUAUAUUUUUGCUGAUCGCCACCAUUAAUGCUUAUCAGCAGCAAACCGUGACUUGAGCCAAGCUCUCUUUGCUUUUUUCACGGACUUGCAAGACGCCAGAAAGCAAUCAAUCAAACCAAAAGAUAAAAAAUUAUUAAAAUCUCCAAGGCUUUUUUUUCUCUGUUUUUUUUUUUUUGGUGGGGGUGGUAAAGAGUGGAACUGCCUGAAAUGGAGCUGAGUAAGGUAACUUUGGAGAUCUUCACGAAACUUGAGCAAAAAUGGCUAUCACACUGUGAAACCACUAAGAAGAUUCGAAUCCUCUGCAUCGACGGUGGUGGAACCACCGGCAUUGUCUCUGGUGCCGCUCUUAUCCACCUUGAAGAGCAGAUCCGCCUCAAAACUGGUGAUCCGCAUGCUCAAAUUGCUGAUUUCUUCGACAUGAUCGCUGGCACCGGUGUCGGUGCUGUUCUUGCUGCCAUGCUCUCUGCCGAUGAUGGUACAGGCCAUCCGCUUUUCACUGCUAGAGAGGCUGUCAAGUGUGUCACUCAGAAUAACUCCGAGCUGUUCAAAGUUAAUAAGCUUGCCGGAGUUCUGCACCGGCAGAAGCGAUUCUCGGGUAAGAGCAUGGAUAAGGCGCUGAAGGAAAUGUUUAAGAGAGAAGAUGGAACGGUUUUAACACUGAAGGACACGUGUAAGCCUCUCCUGAUUCCUUGCUUUGACCUCAAGAGUUCUGCUCCCUUUGUUUUCUCUCGCGCCGACGCUUCCGAAUCACCUAGCUUCAACUUCGAGCUUUGGAAAGUGUGCCGCGCCACGUCAGCCACUCCCCGCCUCUUCAAACCUUUCGCAUUGACAUCUAUCGACGGUAAGACCUCCUGCUCCGCUGUGGACGGCGGUUUGGUCAUGAACAACCCUACAGCCGCGGCGGUUACACACGUGCUCCAUAACAAGAGGGAUUUCCCGUCGGUUAAUAGUGUGGAGGAUCUGCUGGUUUUGUCGUUAGGCAACGGUCCGUCGUGCGGAAGGUCAAAGGUCCGCGAUAACGGCGAGUGCUCAACUUCCUCCGUUGUUGACAUUGUGCUGGACGGAGUCUCGGAGACCGUAGACCAGAUGUUGGGGAACGCUUUUUGUUGGAACCGUACGGACUACGUUAGAAUUCAGGCAAACGGACUGGGGAGAGAAAGGAUGGUGGCGCCGAGAAUGGAGGAGGUACUGAAGGAGAAAGGAGUCGAGUCCUUACCGUUUGGCGGGAAGCGGUUACUGACGGAGACUAAUGGACAGAGAAUUGAGAGCUUUGUGCAACGUCUUGUUGCCUCCGGAAAAUCCAGCCUUCCUCCAAGUCCCUGCAAGGAAUCGGCCGUUAGCCCACUUGCUAACGGCCGUUAGCUACUUUCUUUUUCCUUUUCUUUUCAUAAAUUUUUUUUUGUCCUUUCCUUUGUUUUUACUUUUAUUUUUGUUUUCUCUCUCUUAACCCUUUUGUAAGUUACCAACCUCGAGUUUUACUUUAACCGUGCCCUACAUAUGGAGCAAAAAUAGCUGCUGCUAAUUAGUGGAUGUCUGGGUUGUGGCGGAAUUAGUGUAGAUUAAUUAGUAUUAAGUUAAUGAUGAUUUAAAUGACAUGCCAUUAUUAUUGCCAA